Macrobrachium nipponense is the source of this 963-nucleotide messenger RNA. RefSeq names its product ribosome-binding protein 1-like. The record is from RefSeq and is a predicted model, not a curated record. NCBI's taxonomy places the organism in Eukaryota, Metazoa, Arthropoda, Malacostraca, Decapoda, Palaemonidae. Bases 1 to 963 code for a protein of 320 amino acids. The transcript is spliced from 2 exons.
AUGCCAAGAACUCUAAAAGCCAAGCCAAGCCAUGGAGAGUCAAGCCAAGCUAAGCAGAGCAAAGCGAAGCCCAGCCCAGCCAAGCCAAGCCAGGCCAAGCCUAGGAAAACCAAGACAAGCCAAGCCAAGCCAAGGAAAGCCAAGCUAAACAAACCCAAGGAAAACCAACCCAAGCCAAGGAAAUCAAAUCCAACCCAAGCCAAGCUAAGCCAAGCCAAGGAAAGCAAAGCCAAAGCAAGCCAAGCAAAGCCAAGCCAAGCAAAGCAAAGCCAAGGAAAACCAACCCAACCCAAGCAAAUCAAAGCCAAGCCAAGGAAAGCCAAGCCAAGGAAAGCCAAGGAAAACCAACCCAAGCCAAGGAAAUCAAAGCCAAGCCAAGCCAAGCCAAGGAAAGCAAAGCCAAAGCAAGUCAAGCCAAGGAAGGCAAAGGCAAGCCAAGCCAAGAUAAACCAAGGAAAGCCAAGCCAAGGAAAACCAACACAAGCCAAGGAAAUCAAAGCAAACCAAGCAAAGCCAAGGAAAACCAAGCCAAGCCAGGCCAAGGAAAUCAAAGCCAAGGAAAACCAAGCCAAGCCAGGCCAAACCAAGGAAAGCCAACCCAAGCCAAGCUUAUUCAAGGAAAGCCAAGCCAAGCCAGGCAAAGCCAAGGAAAACCAACCUAAACCAAGCAAAGCCAAGCGAAGGAAAACCAACCCAACCCAAGCAAAGCCAAACCAAGCUAAGGAAAACCAACCCAAGCCAAGCAAAUCAAAGCUAAGCCAAGCAAAGCCAGGCCAAGCCAAGGAAAACCAACCCAAGCUAAGGAAAUCAAAGCCAAGUCAAGCAAAUUCCAGGAAAGCCAAGCCAAGCCAGGCAAAGCCAAGGAAAACCAACCCAAAUCAAAGCCAAGCAAAUCAAAGCCAAGCAAAGCAAAGCAAAGCCAAGCUAAGGAAAACUAACCCAAGCCAAGCAAAUCAAAGCUAA